UCGGCGGGUUACACAAGCUACGCAGAGGUGGUCGACCCAGAGGCGAAGAAUCCUUACGCCCCGUUUGCAUCCCGGAUGGACUGGGAACUAGCACGCUGGGCAAAGCUACGUGGUUCCGGGUCAACGGCAUUCUCGGAGCUACUCGCCAUACCAGAGGUCCGAGAGCGGCUCGGCAUAUCUUACAAGAACACGGAUGAAUUGAACAAGAUAAUUGAUGACAAGCUGCCGACACGACGCCCCAUGUUCCACCGCUUUGAAGUGACAAUCGGUGGGGAGCGGUUCGACAUGUUCAACCGCGAUGUUAUAGAGUGUGCGCGUGCCCUCUGGGGUGACGCAGAGCAUGCACCAGUCUUGUGCAUUGUCCCGGAGCGCCACUAUGCCGACGCUGAUAAUACUGUGCGUCUCUAUCAUGAUUUCAAUACAGGCGAAUGGUGGUGGGCGACGCAGAAAAUGCUCGAGAAGAAGAGACCGGGCGCGACGGUCAUGCCGAUCAUUAUCUUGUCCGACAAAACUCAACUCACGCAGUUCCGGAACAAAACGGCAUACCCAGUCUAUAUGACGAUAGGUAACCUACCAAAGGAAAUCCGCCGCAAGCCGUCGCACCGUGGGCAAAUCCUACUAGCCUACCUACCAGCGAGCCGGUUGCAACAUAUCACGAAUAAGGCUGCUCGCCGCCGGACACUAGCGAACGUAUUUCACGCUUGCCUUUCCGAAAUUUUGAAGCCUCUGCAGCAGGCCGGCGUCGAUGGUGUCGAGAUGAUGAGUGGUGAUGGCGCAACGCGCCGCUGCCAUCCUAUUCUGGCGGUGUACGUCGGGGACUACCCGGAGCAGGUCCUCGUGACGGCGACGUACACCGGGGAUUGUCCUAUCUGUGAAUGCCCGCAUGAUGAGCUAGGGACGUAUCCUUGCACGUCGGCCUUCCGUAAUGUCGAUGAGGUCCUCGACGCCCUUGAUCUCUUCGGUACGGCAGACUACAAUCGUGCUUGCGAGGCUGCCGGCGUCAAGCCUAUCCAACACCCUUUUUGGGAACAUCUCCCGUACCUCGACAUCUUCCAGUCGAUCACCCCUGAUGUUUUACACCAAUUACAUCAGGGCGUAAUCAAGCACGUUCUCGCAUGGAUCACCAACAUUGUUGGCAAAGACGAGGUCGAUGCGCGUGUCAAGCGACUCCCUCCGAACCACUCCAUCCAUAACUUCCAUAAGGGGAUCACUGGCUUGUCGCGCGUCACGGGUGCCGAGCACAAACAAAUAUCCCGGUUCAUCCUUGGGCUCCUAAUCGACCUCCCGUUACCUCGAGGGGACUCUUCGGAAUUGAUCGACGCCACGAAAGCUCUGCUCGACUUCCUCUACAUGUCGCAGUAUUCAGUUCACUCGGACACGACUCUGCAGGCGCUCGAAGGCUCACUUGCCGAGUUCCAUGCCAAGAAGGACGUCUUCAUCCGACUCGCGAUCAGGUACUACGGGACAACAGACAACUACAAUACAGAAUCAACAGAGCGCCUGCAUAUCGACUUCGCGAAGGAGGCUUAUCGCGCGACGAACCGCAAGGACGAAUUCCCGCAAAUGACAAAAUGGCUUGAACGUCGCGAGAAAGUGCUCCAGCAUGCUGACUACGUUGGAUGGCGCCUGCUGCGCGCAGAGAGUGGUCGUGAUGAUCUGAUCGCCUCGCGUCAAGGGGUACGCUGGCGGCCGCCUGACUUGGCAUGUACCCUCAAUCACCUGAUGACGAAACAUCCAAGCCGCAAGGCUGUACCCAUCACUGAGCUCGUAGCUCCAGAUGGUUACGAUGCUACACACCUCAUGCCCGCACUUGCUCGUUUUCUCAUAGAGCACAACAAUCCAGGUAUUUCGCGAAACGAGGUGGAAGCUCAAGCCGCGUACGUCCGGUUUCCCUUCGCUACGCUACCGGUCUUUCACAAGGCAAAGUUCCGUAACCUGGAGUACCAUGGCAAGGAGACCUUAGACUCGAUACACGCUCGACCAAGGAAGCUCGGAGGUAACAGUGAUAUCCUUAUACCCUCCCGUUUCGACACUGCCCUUGUGCAAGUGCGACACAUCGAACCCGCCGCCGAAGGUCAGACCACCCCUCACAUGCGUAUAGGCCGUGUCCACGCGAUCUUCUCAAUUCCACAGAAGUUCCAUAACCAACUGAUCCCGUCGAUGCCGAACAUCCGAUGCCCACGUCACCUCGUAUAUGUGGAUUGGUUCUCCAAGUUUGCGCGCUCUCCUGACAGCCACUACCAGAUGUACAAGGUAACUACGUUGACAGGGGGUGAAAGAAUUGGAUCUGUGGUACCUCUUGCGCUCCUUGAACGCAGCGUCCACCUUCAUCCGAAAUGGGGUGGUCCUGUACCAGCACAUUGGACGAGCGAGAAUGUGCUAGACGAGUGUACGACAUUCUACUUAAAUCCGUACAAGAACCCGCACGACUUCUACAACCUGUAUUAG
This is a messenger RNA of Rhodofomes roseus, 2448 nucleotides long. RefSeq lists its product as uncharacterized. NCBI's taxonomy places the organism in Eukaryota, Fungi, Basidiomycota, Agaricomycetes, Polyporales, Fomitopsidaceae. The transcript is spliced from 5 exons. The record is from RefSeq and is a predicted model, not a curated record. The annotation marks the transcript as partial.